Molecule: messenger RNA, 830 nt
Organism: Glycine soja
Lineage: Eukaryota; Viridiplantae; Streptophyta; Magnoliopsida; Fabales; Fabaceae
Product: glucoamylase-like
Exons: 4
Coding region: 145-642 (165 amino acids)
Cellular component (GO): membrane
Molecular function (GO): starch binding
Source: RefSeq, a predicted model, not a curated record
AUUCAAGAUUCUCAACUACUAAAGCGAUCGAAGAAAGGAACUAAAAACCAAACCAGUGUCUCACUCUCACCCCAGAAACUCAUUGUUGUGUGCCACAACAAACUUCACCAAUGAUGAAAGCCCUCACAAGCUCUUUCUAAGGCCAUGGUCGAGACUCUAGGACCCUUCUCUCCCAGAGUUCCCCUUUGUGUUUCUGAUAGACCCGAAUUCUGCUUCACCCUUCGUUCCAAAGAUGAGAAAAGGGGAUGGAAUUUAUUGCUCCUGAAACUGGUUCGAAACAAUGAUCUUUACCCUGUUCAUGCAGUGCCACCAAAGGACCAGGUGGACUUGGAAACUGUGGAGCCUCAGGCUCAACAGAGUGAACAAACAAAUGAAUCAAAGUUUGUUCGUGUAUCGUUCCAGUUACAAAAGACUUGUAAUUUUGGUGAACAGUUUCUUAUAGUUGGAGGUGGUCCUGUGCUUGGUUCAUGGGACCCUUUAGAGGCAUUACCCAUGACAUGGUCUGAAGGACAUGUAUGGGCUGUGGAGCUGGAUAUGCCUGCUGGACAAACAUUCCAGUAUAAGUUCAUACUGAAAGGAGAAGGGGGGGAUAUUAUUUGGCAGCCGAUUGAUCCAACACUUGGGAAACUAAGAAUAGAAUAGUUGUUCUCAAAGAUUGGGAGAAUGUAGAACUUCAGAAAAUAACAGAGGAAGAUCAACUUGCCGAGCCAAAUGAGGAUUUUGUUACUAAAGUAAAGAUGAAUGUUGUGGCCUGAGGAUUCUGAUUAAUAAAUUACAAGGGGAAAAUAUAAUUAAUUUUUUUUAAAUAUGUUGGAGGUUUUUUUCUUCUA